UGCAACUGUCAUUGACAGCCGAAAAACAACAAACCAAAACACAUUGCGAUUCAGAGACUGUGGAAAACUAGAGAGUAAAACGGUUCAACGGAAUAAACGGUGCUGCUGGAAAAAAGUAAACUAUUUCGCGAUGAUGUUAUUCAGUGUUACCCGUGCUCUGUUGCGAGGUGCCCAGCGAAUAGAAAUCAACCGGAACCGCGAUGUUCACCGGUGGGUAGCACCAACAUUGCGUGAACUUCGCCGGCGCCGCGAGAAGAUGGGACCGGAAGCCGAAUUACCCCGUUCGUCACAUUCGGAUUGGAAUUAUAGUGCAGAAAUCUUUGCAUUCGGCAAACGGCUGCAUGAGUCAUUCGAUCCAAACGUCCUACAGCAAGCCUUCACACACCAAUCGUUUAUUGAGCAGGAAACACGCAAACAGGCAGCGGUCGGUAUCGAAAAGCCGGUGCUCGGUGUCAACGAUAACCGGGAGUUGAUUGCGCAAGGCGAACGUUUGAUCGCAAACCAUGUAGAGGCAUUUCUGCUGACGGCACUGCCACGCUUACCGCGACACUUCGUGUCUUCCAUACGGGAUGCUCUCACCAGCGAUACACAGCUCGCACACGUAUCAUCCUAUCUGGGCACGAAGGACAUAAUAAUGGCGGCCGAAUUUCCCAUCGGGGAUGCUCUGUUGGCCUCAACGCUCAAAGCCAUCGUGGCGGCACUACAACGCUCUUCCGGAGACGAGCGUUGCUUUCUGUUCGUGCGUGACUUUAUUUGCGGUCAGUUGAACCAACGCGAUCUGCACGAGUACCUGCAAAUUCCAGACCCGCUUCGCACGUUGCAGGAAUAUUGCAAAGAGCGAGGACUUGCCGAACCGGAACCGCGUCUUAUCGGUAACGUUGGGAAAAACACACUCCUGGCUGCGUAUAAUGUGGGUAUUUACAGCGAUCGAAAGCUGUUAGGAACGGGAUAUGGCGAGAAUCAAAGGACCGCGGUUCAAGAAGCAGCGAAUGACUGUCUACGACAGAUGUUCGGUACCGAGGUAGAAAUGAAGCCAGUCGAUUUCCGGCUAACAUUGAAGGAUUGUGCGCGUCAUAUGGCACAGCAUAGCAGCAGUAAGGUUAAAACCAGACAAUAAUACAAUUGAAUUAUGUCUCCGAGUUCCUGAGGCGCCACGCGUUUUCCAGUGUUCAGCGGAGUGAAAUAAUUUAUUGUACAAAACAAUUAGGCAACACUGGAAACUAACAAAUAAAUUAGUCCUAUCAAGUCCGACCACCUACCAUCCAGCGGCGGGGGUUCGGUACCUAUCAUUGAA
Molecule: messenger RNA, 1294 nt
Organism: Anopheles funestus (African malaria mosquito)
Lineage: Eukaryota; Metazoa; Arthropoda; Insecta; Diptera; Culicidae
Gene: mRpL44
Product: 39S ribosomal protein L44, mitochondrial
Exons: 1
Coding region: 131-1117 (328 amino acids)
Biological process (GO): primary miRNA processing; regulation of gene expression; rRNA processing
Cellular component (GO): nucleus
Molecular function (GO): double-stranded RNA binding; ribonuclease III activity
Source: RefSeq, a predicted model, not a curated record